This is a messenger RNA of Exaiptasia diaphana, 610 nucleotides long. RefSeq lists its product as uncharacterized. The coding region runs from base 54 to 464 and encodes 136 amino acids. The transcript is spliced from 5 exons. The record is from RefSeq and is a predicted model, not a curated record. NCBI's taxonomy places the organism in Eukaryota, Metazoa, Cnidaria, Anthozoa, Actiniaria, Aiptasiidae.
UCCAGCUAAAGCAGUUGCAGUUCUGACUCUCACAGAAAGAAUAACCAGYCAUCAUGAUUUCAAGACAAAUCCUCCUUUUGACCCUCCUGGUUGGGUUCCUAUGUCUCACCUCAGGGGCUGAGAUCCGCAAAAUGCUUGAUGAGCUUUUAGAAGAUAGCAAGAAAAACACACCGCGUUUAAACGGUCCGCCACCACCACCACCACCAAUGCCAAGGGAUGUGUGCUUCCAUCAGGGGAAAAUCUACAGAGCUGGCCAACGAUUCGUAGACRAUAAUUGUACAGGGCGAUGUAAGUGCCGACGAGGUGGCUCGGUAGGCUGUGUUUCGUUAUGCCCUCCUUCUUGGGCAGAUUGUGGACCAAACGAAAAGGAAGUCUUAGAACGUUUCCCCGCUGACAGAMAAGGAAAAUGCUUCUGCCAAAUGCCUAUUUGCGUUGAAGACAAAGAAUCUGAAAUGACGGCAUAGAAGCACAGCCCAGGAAGGGCAUAUGUUAAGAAUUCUAUACAAAGAAACAAGUACUGAUUGCAUUCAUAACAAACGCAGAUGAAACCUGUUACACAUUUCUAUAAACUUGUAAAUUAAAAAUCCUAAAAUAAAGAAUUAACCAAAUA